GCGACUCUCGCGGCGCUCGCACCGCAAGGGUAAUUCACGCACCGAGUAGGUUGUAUAUUAUGCAUUGGAGGACGGCUGCAUGCGGAGAGUAGAAAGAAGCCCGCGUGCCGUGAUCGUUUUGCAUCGAAAAACGGACACGCGACUGACGGAGUGACAGUGACAGUGACGCUUAAGCGUCGCCUUCGGACUAUCGGCCUGUGCCGUUCUCGUGCGCUCCUCGGCCUCUCCGGCUAAACAAUGGGACGCGUUCGUGAUUCGUGAGGAAGAAAGCAAGCAACCGAGCGACGGCGACGGCGGCGGCGGCGGCGCCGAGCGGCGAGGCGAGCACGUUUGAGACUCGGCGCUCUGUCGUCGGAUUUUUAGCCCAGUUCUCUUCAGGCCGUCUCCUCGUCGACGACGACGAGCCCUCGAGAGAAGGGUCGAGAGAAGUAUCUCCGAGUCUUACCGAGUCGCUUGCUCGCGGCGCGUGUAUUCUUUUGUUUCGCGCGCUUCCUCUUCAUUCUCAAUCUCAUUCUCAUCUUUACCCCUGUUCCCCCUUGAUGAUAAAAUCCGGUCUCUCAACCUCAACCUCAACCCUGAGAGGUCGUCGUCGGGCACUUGCCGCCGGUAACAGGAACGCGGCGUUCCUGCAGCUAAUAUCCAGCCUCCUACUCCUCCUCCUCCUCCUCCUCUCUUCUGCUCUCUUAAACCGACCAUAAGUGAAGUGCUUGGCGGUGAAUAAAUUGUUAUUUUUACCACUCGUGCGGUUUACUCGAUCUUUUACCUUCGCGAUGAGGUGCUUGCUGGAAGUUUUGUGGUGUGACUAAAACGUGGGGCGUUACUCUCAUAAUCGUCAUCAUCAUCAUCAUCAUCAUCAUCAUCGUCAUUGUGGUAUAAACAACAAUGGAUGCAUGUAAAACGGCCGUUCGGUAGUGCAAACUGGGGCUGAACAACCGGAUUCGUCUUUGUUUUCUUGUUUGAAAACUUCUUCCCCGUUCCGCCGUUGCGAGAUUCGUAUACAUACACGAAUCAAGAGAUACAAACACGGAUAAGAGAGGAGAGACACGCAAGGAUUACAAGAAUUAAGCACCAGGAUGUGGUGUGAAAAAGAUGCGAAAUAGGCGGGGAGCGAACAGGAAGAAGAAGGUGGCAGCAAGCGAAGGAUGAACAAUGGCCUCCUCCCUCGGUGCGGGUGGACCAGGUCUGGCUCCAGGAGGUUCCAUCCCUCGGAGAGCCAACCUGGAGUUCCCGCCACCGCCGCCUUAUCCACCGCCCUCGAGGAACGCGGCAACGCCGCCGCCGCCGCCAAAUAGCGUCAUUCCCUCUUCGCCGACGUCAUCCUCGACGCCCCGGCACUCUAGUCAGACGGUCGUCGCCUCGGCGCAGGAUUAUGCCUACGCCUAUUACGAGCCUGGACCUAGUCGGCUGCAUCCAUCGGUCUUUCAUCAUCAUUCCCACGCCCAGUACCCCCAGGUUCGUCAUGCCUCUCUGCAGCAACAACCGGCACAAACAAACGCCCAGGAAUCAAUCAGACGGCACACUUACGUCACUCGUUACGGUACGGAGGAAAAUAUCUACGAGGAAAUAUCGGAGAUAAGUAGGCAAUGUCGAAGGGGGAUUCACGGAUCGAGGAGAUCAUUGGUGGCCGAAGAAGUGAGGCGAGUACAGUCGCGGCAUCGGCGAGUACUCGGCGAGCUGAACCUCAGCGUCGAGGCGAUGCUGAUGCCCCCCGGGUCUAACUGUCCGGUCCAGAACGACAGAGGUCAACGAGGUCAAAGAGGAACUUCCACGGAGGAGCUACUUGCCCCCGUAAGUCCAACCGACGAGCUACUAUCACCCGUUGCCUGUGAUUUGGACAGCGGUUUUAGCGGCAGUUCCAGCGCCAGUUACAGAUCUGGACUGGGGUCACUUAGUCGUGGAUAUGUGAGAACAAGUACACCGGAGCUGUCUGCAGAAUCUGGAGGCGGAAAUUCACAACGAAAAGCAAAGGCUGUAAUGCUGUGGCGAAAAGGCUGGAAGGGUUGGAAGAAAAUACAAUCAUUUGGGGCGGCGAACAAGGAUGAGCCCCGUUCAAGAUGUAGAUCAUGGGAUGACGUAGGCUCAGCUAGAAUGGAGUCAGCUAGCCAACAGCACAGAAAUCCUCAUCCUCCGUUGGAGGCAACGAGGUCGACGCAGUCAACUCAGUCUGCGCGUAGCGAGGAUUCUUGGUGUUCUGCAUCCGAUCAUGACCUUUCUUCUGAUGAUGAGAGCGAGAAAAGUAAUAUCAGUAUUAAGAGCAACGGUCAGUUGAGGAAUACUUUACACAAGGCACGAACGCUUUGUGACAAAUGGAGGUCUCAGAAUUUGAGGGUAAACAAUCCGCCGGAGCCGUUAGAGUCGCCUAACAACCAAGGCAGACUUUCGAGGUGGUUUAGUAUCCGGAGGGGAUCCACAAAUCAGUACGAUGUGGAUACGUGUGACACCAUUUCCUUAACUAGCCCGAUGAAAGCUUCGCAGAUGCCACAGUUGCGCGAGGUUGAAGAGGAAAAUGGAGCUAUGGUACAGUUUCAAUGUAUGCAGCAGCGCAGACAAGCGCCGCCAACUCUUCCUCCUGUUCCUUCUAAUUUGACACCUCAACAACUCAAGAGAAGACAUAUUGUAGCCGCGAUUGUUCACUCGGAAAAUAGCUAUGUUGCUACCCUGCAAAGGCUUGUUAAUGAUUAUAAAAAGCCUCUGGAAGAAUCAUCUCCACCUGUACUUGGCCAGUCAAAAAUAGCUACGUUAUUUCACAGGCUACCAGAAAUAUUGCAGUGUCACACGUUGUUCAGAAUAGCUCUAGCUGAGUGUGUACGAUCAUGGGAUAAGGAUGAAAAAUUAGGUGACGUGUUUGUUGCGAGCUUUAGCAAGGCUAUUGUAUUGGACAUAUAUAGCGGCUUUAUUAACAACUUUUCCGUCGCAAUGGAUCUGGCUAAACAGGAAUCAAAGCGAAAGACUGCUCUGUCUGAUUUUUUUAAGGUCAAACAAAUUAGCGCGCACGACAGAUUGUCAUUUUUUGGACUGAUGGUGAAACCAGUUCAGAGGUUUCCACAAUUUAUAUUAUUUUUACAAGACUUAUUAAAACAUACGCCCCAAGGGCAUCAUGACAGAAUGUCGUUGCAGCUGGCAUUGACCCAACUAGAGAGCCUGGCAGAGAUGUUAAACGAGAGGAAACGUGAGGCUGAACAAUUCCAAGCAUUUAAGGAAAUGUUACGUCACGUUUCUGGCAAACUCUCUCAUCGUCCCCUUUCCUCUUCUUCGCGUUAUUUAAUUAGAGAGGAUAACGUUACGCAACUGGAAUUCAAUCAAAAUGGAAUGAUAACCAAGUCUAAAAGAAGAAGACUGUUACUAUUAAAUGACUUAGUUGUAUGCGUAUCUGUUGCACCAAGAUCUACUGAGGAUUUUUCUGGCAGUGAACGCCUAAGUUUAAAGUGGACAUAUCCUGUUGCUGACGUUGAGAUUCAGGAUACCAGUACUUCGCCAACAUUAAGACGUUUAUUAACGGCUGGAUUGAAUAAAGGCGGCAGCUUGAAAUCUGAUAGAAGCGGAGAGUGUGGGCAGGCAGGUGCAGAUAGUUUGUGUGCCGAAAUGAGUGACUUGAUGCAAGAUUACGAGGUCAUGUCAAGGAUAAGUGAUCUUGUCGCUCAACUCAAAGGGUCGUAUAACGGUAUGACUCCGGAGAAUACAAAACAAAUCUUACAAUCCAUACAAUCGUCGAUACAACAGAAAGACGAGGAUAUGAUAUGGGCAGACAGCUGUUGUCUACAACUAACAACGAAACAGGGCCAGAUGUAUACAUUUCAGACUGAAAAUCCGUUUGUCAAAAAAGAUUGGGUAACUGAGCUGAGACUCGCCCAGCUCGCUCUAGAUCCUAAUAAUUCACCAGCAUGGGAAGUUCCCGAACAAGAACAGAGACCUUCGACAAAAAUGCCUCUGUUUGUUAGCUCACAACCUGUAUAUCACUCGCAACAUCAAUCGGAGGUGCGCUGCGGUUGUUACUACACGACACAAAAUCCUCGCCCGACACGACGGCGAGGAAGAAAUCAGAGUUACUUAUGGAUCUGUACCAGUGAUGGAGUGUCAAGUCACGUUACGGUAUUUGGACAAUCAACUACAGCAACAACUACAGCUCUGAAACAAAUUAUUGCGUUCGAUUUGGUUGAAACAAGAGUUGCGGCUGUUGAAUUUGUCAAGGGUCUUUACAAUGAGCCAGUUACACUUGCCAGCGAUCUUGUAUGGAUGGGGACAGAUUCUCGAAAAUUAAUCAUCUAUGCAGCUUCAGAGCCAGAGAAACAGGAAGAGCUAGGGAGUUAUCCAGUCUCUGGAUCUGUAGUACAAAUAAAAUAUCAUUGCGACAAUGUUUUUGUGGCGCUAGGUACCGGAUCAUUGUUGAUGUUCAUAAGACAAUUUGAUGGAAGCUGGCUUCUCAGAAAUCCUUUGGAAAUAUCGCUGGGAAAUGAUCCGGUUUCCUGCCUAAUGCCAAUAAAUACAUUUGUAUACGCCGCCUGUGGUAAAAAAGUUUGGGUACUUAACGGCAAUAACGGAGAAGUAACAAAAAGCUUUAGCGCACAGCAUGAGCACGUCGGAAAUGUUAAACUUAUGGCUCAUUCCGGAGUUGGACUGUGGGUUUCGCUGAAAAAUUCUAGCACAGUUUGUCUCUAUCAUACGGAGACGUUCAAGCACCUUCAAGACAUUAACAUCGCCUCAAAUGUACUUAGGGUAACAAAGCCUAGUAGUUCAAAUAAUUCUUGCGGUGAUAACUUGAACAAUAACCAAACUGUCGUGACUGUGACGGCGCUGAUGGCUUGUAAGGGGUUGCUCUGGGUAGGUACAAAUGUUGGUAUAAGUCUUACCAUUCCGCUUCCUCGAUUGGAAGGAGUUCCUAUAAUCAGCGGACGUGUCAACAUAUCCUAUCAUGCCCAUUUCGGUCCAAUCACCUUUUUAUUAGCUAUACAAAACAACAAAAAUACAACUAACUGCAUCAAGGAAGAAAUCAUUGAAGAGGACAAUGUUCAACUUAGAAACAAAGAUGUUGAGCAUAACCAUCGGCCAAGAGAUAGGGCCAGUUUAGAUGCUUCCCUCUCCAGCAACAUGGCUAAAUUCAAACAACAGCUAACGAGCAGCCCUGUUAUGCUGAGGCGUAAAAGAAGCAAGGAAAACGAGUAUCGAGGAUCAAAAACCCUCCCUCGAGGUUUAGGUUGUGGCGGUUGUUUAUUAUCCAGUUCUAUAACAAGUUCGCAAAGUUCGGGUGAGAACUGCGACGUGUAUGGAUUGUACGGUGAAUUGAUGUACGUCAAAGAUUAUGAAAAUGAAAAUAGCUCUGGUAUCGAUCCUAUUUAUGAGACUCUGAGACAGAGCGAUCCGGAACUAGCAGCUAUACCAAACAAAGUAAGCACUUUGGACCGGAGGUUAAAAAUGAAGAUCACUAGACCCAGAUCUCUGGAUCUAUCUAACUGGUCUGUGGAUUCGCAUGCGAGUUCUUUGUAUACAUCGUCGGGAUCUGAGGAAAACCUAUCACUAAAAGCUGGAAAGUUAUCACGAAACAGUAGCAAUGCUAGCAGAAAUGCUCCAUACGAGAUAACAAUACCUGCUUCCAACAACACAACCCCACCUGUUAAGGAUAUAACGCCAGUGGUAAAAUCAAAAGUAAACGGUAAGAAAAAUAAAGGGUCACAGCAAAUUGAUCAGCCUAAAAGAACAGUUUUAACUCUAAUGGGUGGACGAGGGUACAUUAAUUGGAGAUUACCAAACAUUCAAUCUGUUGUAGAUAAAAAUCCGAAGUCAACUUACACUUUAAAAGAUCCUAAUAGUAAUGAUGCUCAUAUUGUGUUGUGGGAAAUGAAGUUAUGAUACCCAUUCAUAAUAGACCUGCUAGAUUUAUUCUAGUAGAGGCAGUAUCACUCGCCAUUGCCACGGAUUGGUGGCUGAGAUUAUUUAAACUUUGAAAGAUCAGAUUUUAUCCACUGCGGUAACGACGUAAAUUUCAAAUACUCGUAAUAUAACGCAGUCAAUGCAGGAAACGUCUAUUAUUUAUGAUGAAUUAUCCUGAGAUUGUAGACGUUCCGUGAAAGUUUCGACAUGACAUAUGCUAAAAAAAAAAUAAAAAGAAACGAGCAUCAAUUAAACUUUGAUCUGAAUAAUAAGGAAUAAGAUAUGCGUCACCAUAUUUCAUAACUUCACUUGCUAUUACACUGUGACAGUGAAUGGUAAAAAAAAGUGUGUAUUGCAUGCCUCGAAAAAGUAAUUGCAAAGUUGUUGAAUACGAUUUUUUUAUUGAAUCUUUCUUUCAAGUUAUGCUCUGAAACAUUUACAUCCAGCCGCGUAAAAAUACGCAUAUGUUAUUUCUGGGGAUAACAGCUUUAACACAAAUAAAGUAAUAUGCUUAUUACUUAUAAUCCCAAUUGAAAUAUGUAACGUUGCAGAAAUUCAGGCAGGUGCUAAGUCUUUAUUUUGUUGAAAUUAUUUACGUAGCUUUAGAAGUGUAAGGGAUCAAGAAAGUUUGUUACGUUUUAUAAAACUAUACGAAAAAAUAUGUAUGGUAUACGACAGCAAAGCCUGUUAAUGCACGUGUGUUAUCUGAGUGAUUAUUUUUUAAUCAUUGUAAUGUUUAGUGAUAAUAGCACAGCACGCUGGUUCAGUUGAGCUCAAUGAUAUGAACUGGUGAAGAGUGACGAAAAUAUAAAGAAUAAAGAAUUGUAGCCAGAAGAACAUGAACACGUAUUUAUCUGCCAAAGUGAAAUUACAAUAAUUAGAAUUUCUCAUAAUAUGAGCAACUAGACAGUUCGCAUAGCGAUUCAAUGUCAUAUGACUAAAAAUCACCCCAUUUUGAAAUCAUAAUUCUAAUUUACUCAUAUUGAAUCUCUUUAUACGUCAAUUGAAUAUUCGCGCUCAUUGUAUUGUCGUACGACAAUUCUUAUCGCAAAAUGUAACUAUAAGUUCAAUUGAGCGAUCUCUUAGGAACAUUGUACAGAUUAUUAUGAUCUCUGAUAGAGCAUUGCCUCUCUUAUUCAUACAAGAUAUGGUACUUGCUCUUAUUUUUUCACCGCGUUUAUGAAUUCAGCAAAGUAUUCUUGUUUUUUCUUUAACGACGUGAAAUAUAUAUAAAGCGAUUCAAAUCUUGUUUCAACAUGAAAAUGAUGCUCUGAUUUCGCAAAGUAUAUAAAUCUAGCCCAAUACUGACAUUAAGGUCUACCUACUAUAUAAAGUACGUAUAUGUUAUAUGCUAUUGGAUAUUCACGUCAAUAUUGCUAGGUUCGGAACAUUCACUUGUAAAUCUUCAUACAAAUACAGAUUAUUGAGAUGAAACGCAAGUUUAUUUUGCGAUCAAACGCGUUGAAUAUUCUCUAGAUAAUUGUGACCAAAGUAAGGCAUGGGUUUCUGUCGGUGAUACAUGUAACUACGAACACAAACAUUGAUAAUAGUCGAAAGACAUGCUUUGAUUCAUUAAUUUUAUAAAGUCGGUGUCAUAUAAAUAUAAUGUCCUUCUUUCGAUGAUUCAAAUAAAACUACUGCUUUCACAUGCAUCUGUAUUUGCAUAAUCCCUCAUGUAUAAAUAUGGAGAAGACUGGCAACAAAUGGUUUUUUGAUAUAUUAGCUUUAGAUGUGUUGUUGACAAACAAAUUUGACUGGCUUCUUUGUAUUUUAUACGUUAUAUGCAUUAUUGCUCAAUUGCAAGCCAUGCCUCAUCAUUAUAGUUUUGCGUCAAAUUGUAGCGCGGCGACGUCCAUUAACUAAUAUCCAAUGGCAUUUAUUUUGUAAAAUAAUCAACCAGAUAUGCAUCCAUAAACACAUAUAUCCAGAAUAAAUAUAAGUACCUAUUUGAAAUUGUACAUAGCGUUAAAACUAAAUAGUAUUGAAAACUAGUUUCUGCCAUACAGUAUUUCAUUGUGUUAUUAAACAAUUGAAAUUACUUACAAUCACUAUACAUCUAUGAGAAUAUAAACAUUUUAAUCCGCGUUACUAGUCGGAACAUUGUCCCUCUGGAUUACGAAUCUAACAAUAUGAAAGAUAUAGGUAUCCAAUCUUUAUUUGUGGUAAAAAAAUCUGUUGUAAAUUAUCAUGAAGUAUUAGUUGAAUUUGUUAAAUUGAGUUGAAGUUUGGUUUGCUUGUUUUUGUUUCUUUUUCCCCAUUUCCAUUCCAUGUCACGGCAGUAAAUUUUGUGUAAUUCUUCUUUUUUUUUGUUGAUUUUUUGAAGUUGGUUUGUGCGCUGUGUGAUAACAGCUGCGUUCAAUCAAGUGAAAUUUAUACUCUAAAUUGAACACAAUGUUCUGAUUUCAAACGAUACUGAGAAAAAGUUUUUGAAAAAAAUGCGUUGGAUUUGUAAAUGUAUAUUUGACCAGACAUAAAGCAUUUUAUACUUUCUUAGUAUCUCCGGUAACAUAUUAUAAUAUUAUAAAAAUGUUAAGGAUGUUAAUAGAUCUGAUGAUGUUGAAGUAUUUGUAAUGAAAUAUUUGUCAACCUUUUAUAUUUUAUAAAUGUUAGCGCAUCAAAUUAUUUUCGCACAAAAUUCUACCACUGGCACAAUUAUUGUAUUGAGGAAGGCGGGGAGGAUGACUCUUAUGUGUAAAAGAAACAUGCGUAGAUAAUUCGAAACAUACAAAAAUAAUGUAAACAGACAAGAAUGAAAUUGUCUAAUUUUUUUUGUUGUGAUAAAGGUAAAGGUUUAAAUUGAUGUCAGUUACCCCAGUGAUCGAGAAUUAUGCACUUUUUCAUUGCAAGACCGUUAACAUAUGCAUACAUACAUAUAUAUAUAUAUGUAUAUACAUGUAUAUACAUAGGUAUAUAACAGCUGGCACAAUUACCGUAAGUGACGUGUGUGUGUGUGCAUAUAUACACAUGCAUACCCACACACACACACACACACACGAUCUUGUAUUUACAUCUGCAAGCCCAAUUUUAUACACUGUUUAGAGCAAACGUGUUUGUAUUUUGUACACAAUCUUCUUUAAAAUGCAUAUAAAUUUUUUUUGUAUUUAUACGUACACUAGAUUAAGUAAUUAGUAUCGAAAACGCGCCGAUACUUGAUCAGGUGUAUUUAUUAUUUAAAUAAAUAUAGCAUUGUUUCUUCAAAAAUUACCUUAAUGCUUUGUUUUAUAGAUCAUAGUAAUUAACAGGACAUAUGUUUUCACAAAAUUAUUAACAAUGUAGGAAACAUUUUUGGUAGUGACGAAUCUGUAUCUAGCACAGAUCUGUUUUGUGCCUAUCAGUACCUAUCGCCGCCCCGCAACGACGGUAUUAAACGUUGCUAAUAAUUAAAUAAAAUUACCGAACUGUAA
Messenger RNA from Neodiprion fabricii, 9269 nucleotides. Its product is annotated as rho guanine nucleotide exchange factor 10. The transcript is spliced from 14 exons. Gene Ontology annotation, biological process: positive regulation of stress fiber assembly; actin cytoskeleton organization. Bases 1150 to 5844 code for a protein of 1564 amino acids. Gene Ontology annotation, molecular function: guanyl-nucleotide exchange factor activity. Lineage: Eukaryota; Metazoa; Arthropoda; Insecta; Hymenoptera; Diprionidae. The record is from RefSeq and is a predicted model, not a curated record.